Molecule: messenger RNA, 5869 nt
Organism: Culex pipiens pallens (northern house mosquito)
Lineage: Eukaryota; Metazoa; Arthropoda; Insecta; Diptera; Culicidae
Exons: 6
Coding region: 441-2393 (650 amino acids)
Biological process (GO): cell adhesion; extracellular matrix organization
Cellular component (GO): extracellular matrix
Molecular function (GO): cell adhesion molecule binding
Source: RefSeq, a predicted model, not a curated record
GUUUGUCGCCGUCAAAGCAGCAACAACCGGCACUGCAUUUUCUUAUUUUGUAUUCGAGAAAAUCGCGCCGAAAAGUGUGUUUUCAAGAAAAAUUUGUCCGGUCUCAAUAGUGUUUUGUGAGUUUGAUCUGUUGAAAUAAAUUUCCUCGAUAAAAGUAUGUGAAAGUGAGUUACAGUUUUAAGCAAGACACUUUUCAACCAAACUUAUUGCCACCAGUGAAAGGAGACCAUUCCAUUCAACAUGAAGCGACUUUUUGCAGGCUGAAAAGUCCAAAUCAGAGGAAUUAUUCCCUUACAAAUUUAUCCUCACUCAGCGUGUGGUCGUGGUGUAAAAUUACGUGUGGAAAAUUGCAAGAAAAAAAAAAAAACAAACAAACAACGGAGUGUGAAAACUGAGCGCGCCCAAUUUGCGUGAAACAAUAGUGAAGACGGCAGUGAAAAAUGGCCCCGGGCAGGUUACUUCCAUUGUUGGUGGCCAUAUUCUGCGGUUUUGGUGUUGGCGCCUCACCAACGACCACCCCAACGCUCGUUAGUGGUGGUGCAUCUGCGGAAGAUGAAGUGCUGCUGCUGGCCACGGCCCUGAACCGGGAUUACGCGGGCAAAACCAUUCUGCCCGAUUUGGGCGCCCUGCUGCGGUUGGAUGCGCUGCCGGAAGUGCACCGACCAGCGGCCGAACAGUUCCGGGCGCUGUGGGACGAGCAUCUGACCGGGGCGAAAGGAUAUGAUGUGGUUAGAGAUAUUCCGUUCACGUUGAUCAUCCCGAACCGCAUCGAUCGGGUGGCGCUGGAUUCGCUGGACGAGCCACGUGCCCGUGAAUUCCUGCUGGAGCACGUCAUCCCGGGCGCGCUGGUCGAACUCAAGGAUGGCCACGUGUACGCGAACGCGAACCAACAUCCGGUUGGGGUGAAUCUGACCUGCAUCAACAUGCUGCUGGGGUACGUGCUGAGGUACGCCCAGGACACCCAGGAGGUGCGGGUGGUCGGACAUCGGCACAACGUGACCGACUCGCUGGCGGUGGUGUUCGUCGAGGGAAAUCUCACCGAGAACAAGGCCGCGGUUAACACGAACAAGCUGAACAAGCGCAACAUCCAGGAGAAUAACCGUUACAACGAACCCCAACGCCUCGAGAUGAAAAACGCCACCAAAGAACUGGCCGCCAUCAAGGAGAACCGCAUCGGCCAGCACCUGAUGAACUUCCUGGCCAGCAUGAAAUCCGGCACCAAAGUGUUCCAGCACUUCCUGUCCAGCAGCAACCUAAGUCAACUACUGGACGACAGCUCAUACAUGGUCCUGAUCCCAUCCGAUACGGCCUUCCAGCGGUGGCACCCAAUCGACUGGGGCUUCUACCCGUUUAGCGUGCAGGAGUUCACCGAGAGUGUGCUGCGGAACCACUUUGUCCGCGUGCGGCAACCUCCACGGAUGGCCGAUUUGAGGAGUGGGGCUGGCGAGCAAAAGUUUAAAACGCUGGGUGGAGAAAUGGUCGUACUUAAGAGCAAGCCAAUUCCAAACGUAAACAACGUAUCGAUCAUGUACGACUACACGCUUUCCAACGGAGUCGAGGUGUUUGUAAUCUCUGAGGUUCUGUUUGUUUCGGAAGCCGUUGUGUCGCGACUACAUCAGAUGCACAAGGACAAGGAAACGCCCCCACUGCUGGCAUUCCCCUGGUUCGGCGCCCAAUUCCUGUCGCACUCCUUCCUGGCCCUGGAACGGGAUAACAGAUUCACGCAGAUUACGCGCUUCCUCAACACGGCCGAAAUUGCCCAGUUUAUCUCCGGCUCCAACUACACCUUCUUCGUCCCAACAGAUGAGGCCUUUGAGCGGUACAGCUUCGACAUUCUGCCGGAUAACGUGCUAGCGUCCGAAAAGGGCGUCAAACUUCUUCUAAACCACUUCAUCAAGGGACGCCUGUACGAUCGUGAUCUCAAGGACGGUGAAGUGCUGGACACGAUCGGCGGAAUGCCGGUCAAGAUCCACCGAACCUUUGACCAGAACGUCACCGUCAACAGUGCCCGCAUCGUCGAGUCCGAGGUCUUCGUCUACAACCUCGGCACCAUGUUCUACGUGGACGACGUGCUCUACCCGGAACUCCUCAAAGACGAAGUGACGGCCAUCACCGAGAUCAAAACCCCCGACAAGAACGUCCCCGAGGACGUCGGCUCGGAUAUCUACACCACGGACGUCGGCCAGCCGGAUCAGACCUCCUCCACGACACCAACGCCAGCGGCCACUUCGACAACGCACCGGACCUUCUUCACGACCAGUGCCGACGUGGAGUUUGUUCCGCUGGAGAUCACCGAGCAAAACGGCAGCGACGACGACUUCUUGCUGCAGGAUGACGAAAUUAUCACCCCGAAGGCGUUACCCGUCAAGUAUUACUUCGCGCCGAAGAAGUGAGCCUGAUCUGCGCUACUCAAAUGAAAUUGAAGCAAAUCGAGCCCCCUCAACGAGCAGUUUAUGUUAGAGCAGUGUUAAGCCAGCUUAAAAUGUGUACGUUGUAGUCAUGAAUCAUUCAUCGUCCUUCAUUUGUUCUGAUAAAAAAAAGAGUUUCACACAAAUCUAAACGAAUCAAUAUCUUGAUGGUCUUCCUGGAAUUUACAUUGCACAAACAAAAAUAUUGAAAUUUUAAAACAUUCCCUGCUUUCCAACCUGUUGAAAAAUUAGUCAUUUAACGGAAAAUCAUUUGGGGAAACGAAACAAAAAAUAGCUUUAUACAAGUAAGUGUUAAGAAGAUAAGCUAUUUAAAACAAAUAGCACAAAAAUAAACACUUACAGCUGACGAAAACAUAAGAAGUGAACAUAACUGAUCAAGUUUGAACAAGUUAUAGAAUGACAUUUUUCAGAAAGAUGUUUUAGAAUGUUGCUGUUUAUUAAUGGUCUGAUUUGGUAAAAAGCAUUAAAUUUAUCUGUUUUAAAUUUUGUGAAAAGUAAUAUUUUUCAAUAUUGUUCAGAUUUUAUCGGUGAAUUGAAUUAUCACUAAGUCAUUUUACUUAAAAUUCCAUUCAAAGGGUUUUUUUUCGAAAUUUCAAAUAAUGUUGUAUGGAACCCGUUGUAAAACUUGAUUUUUUUAAGCACUCGUCGUAUUUAAGCUCGUUGGAUAAAUGUACGACUCGUGCUGAAAAAAUAUUUUUCUACGACCCAAUGUGAAAUUUUUCUAUCUUUCCAAAGAUUUUUUCAUAACAUUCGGAUUAACAAUAACCAGCAAAAAAAACCGAUGGUAAAAUCGCAUGCAAAAGCAUGCACAUCACCUUCGUCACAAUAGACACUUAAUAUUACACAGUGCAUGUACAAUUUUUGCAACCACAAAAAAAGUUGCAACCGAUGGGAUUCAAACACAGCACCAACAGUAAGGAUUGGCGCCAUAGCCCACUCGGCCGUCAGACCGAUGAAUAGCUGAAAGGAUUAACGCUUGACAUUUCGGUCAAGUAGGUUUUCGAUACUGAUGGGCUACAUAUUUCAAGGUGUAAAAUUACAUAAAAUUGUAUAAAAUAAUGCAAAUUUUUAUUUUACACCCAGGCCUUUUACACGCAGCUGGAUAACUAAUUUUUCAGCUGUGUAGCAUUUCAAAAGGAGAAAAAAAGUUAUCUGUUUUUUUUUCAAAUGAUACGGUGAAUUUUUGAUUUUUAUUUUAUUGUAUUAAAGUUAAAACUAAGCAAUCAAUAAUUGUCUUAUUUAAAAAGUUACACACUUAAAUUUUUUACCGAAUUCGGUAAAGUUUACCGAUUUUUCAACUGCUAAACAGUUCGGUAAACUGAAUAUAACCGAAUUCGGUAAAAACUUACCGAAAUUUGGUAAUGAAGUUCAUUAUUGUUUGUCGUACAACCGAAAUUCGGUAAAAUUUCGUUCAUUUUGACUGUUUGUUUAUUGAUCUAAACUUUACCGAUUUUUAAACUACCGAAUUCGAUAAAAAAAAUCUAAGUUUUGUAAAAUAUUAUUUUUAACCAAGGCCCUGAUUUUCGGCUCGAAUAUCAGAAAUCACUCACUCAACGCCGAACGAAUCUUUGCCGACUGAAGCGCGCAACCAUUCGCGAGCGAACAAGAACUGCUAGCUGUCAGCACCUUGGCCAAUUGCCUCACACAACGAAACAAAUAAUUCGUGAAUUUCUUUGCCUACUCCGUCCGUCGAACCGAGUCACAAACGAAUAUGUUCAGAGAGGAGAGAAUCUAACAAAAUACCAGCGAGGCGCUCACUUGGCCUGCACUAACACAGUUAGCCGCCAAUUUAUUAUUGCUGUCAAACGUUUUUUUGAUGUUGUGCUAUCAAAAGAAUAAUUGCAAAACAUUUUUGAUAACAUUGAUUAUAAGCAGUUUAAUAAAUGAACGUAACCAAGCCGAUCGCAGACUAUUUUGAGUCAGCUUUGAGCAGACUAUUUUGAGUCAGCUUGGAGUGAGCGGGAGAGCAAAGAGAGAGAAUUCAGUAGCGAUUGGUGUGGUAAUGACAAACGGUAGGAAACGGUCUGAGCAGUUUUGCGUUGCGUUCGAUUUGUGAUCGCGAGUGAAUGAGUCUUCAAGAUUUUUUUUAACGUUGGACACUUUACAAAAUAGUAAAAUACAUUUUGCACAGAACUAAUUGGUUAUAACUUUAAGAAAAAAAUAAUUCAAACAAAUUGUCAAGUACUUUUUGAUUGAAAAUUUUCUAAAACAUUCUGAAAUGAAUUUGCACUUUUUUGAAUAUAUUUUUAAUAUUUUUGAAGAAUCAUGAUUUUUCAAAAAUGUUUCGCUCUGUAACCAAAAGUUCUGUUAAUUGUGUUUGCUCAGUUCAAAAUCUGAAAUUUUGGAUUCACGUAACUAUUAAUGUAUAAUGAUAGGUAACGAUGGCAAAAUGAUUUUUAAGACCAUACGAAAAUUAUAGGCUGGGCUCAGAAAUUUUAUUUUUUGCGUGAACGAAUUUUUUUUAAUGAAAAUACAACAAGAGUUUUAGUGGAACACUUUUGAGCUAUAGCCCAGUCAGGACGUUCUAGCAGGAUUCUAGCAGAGUUCUUACAGAGUUAGAUAUUCUUACAGCAUUCUAGCAAAAAUGUUCUACCGUUCUAGCAGGAUUCUGACAGAACCAGCUCUGCUAGAAUAUUUCGUGACUGGGAGGACAUGACUGGCAGUUUGUUUUGACCAAGUUAUGACUUUUUUCAACAAAUAGUGUUUUUUGGGAAUGUAAAACCUACAAAUGUAAGCUCUCAAUCUUAAUUUGAACUUCCAACUUCCAAUAAAAUUUCUCGUUUGUUUGAUAUAUUUAAAGUUGAUUCCUCUUUUUUCAAAAAUAAUGUUGUAGAACAUCUGAAAAGUGACAUUUUGAAUAAUGAUCACAGAAUUUGCGUUACUCAAAAAAACAUACACUCAAAACAACAGUUAUGUAGCAGACAAAUAAAAACUAUCGUAAACAAACACAUUCCCCCAAAAGCAAGCGCUCAAAAAGCUGUAACGCAAAGUAAUCUCAUUAGUUGUUAAGUCGCUAUUAACGUGUACACCCUUUAUCCUCCCAGGCCCCGCCCACCAGCAGUCCCUCCCUCCAGUUAAACAAGUGAAACUAUUUAUUAUUACCGUGGUCCGGCAACUGUCGUGUGAAAUAACUCAGUGUACGUACAAUUUGCUAUGUUAGUAAAACACUCCUUCGCCUCUCCUCUCCUCCACUAAAAUAACUCAUAAUCAAGUGGAAACAAAGUGUUUUCAAGUGUAAUAACCAAGCAUAAGAUUGUAAUUUAAGGCAAGAUUUUUAAAGGAAACACAUUAAAUUUGGCAAACAUAGUUUAGAAACGACCAUAUCAAAAUUCUACCUUUUAAGAGCAUCAACUGUUUGUGUUACAGUUGAGUAAAAACUCUGUUGUAUGUAUUGUAUGUUACUUUUUUGUAGAAAUACGUUCAAAUAAAAAAAUACAAAA